Molecule: messenger RNA, 4428 nt
Organism: Opisthorchis viverrini
Lineage: Eukaryota; Metazoa; Platyhelminthes; Trematoda; Opisthorchiida; Opisthorchiidae
Exons: 34
Coding region: 245-4390 (1381 amino acids)
Biological process (GO): microtubule-based movement
Molecular function (GO): microtubule motor activity; microtubule binding; ATP binding
Source: RefSeq, a predicted model, not a curated record
GCAGGAUCCUAGGAGUACUUGUGGAUUUACAACAGGAGUACUUUAGUUGGGAUUUUAUUUCGCUUUCGAUUAUUUCAAACUUGCAAAAAUUUUCUUUACAUUCUUGCAUUCUACAGAUUUUCCUACAUUCGACAAGAACUGAUAUUCAGAAAAGACAAGGUUGUGUGAAAACCUGUGCCACAAUACAAUCAACGAAUAAGCCGUCUGGGACACCAGAAACCAAGAAAAAACCCACAACCUAAGAAUGCCACCGGAAGGCCCACAACAUCUUGAUGUUCCAAAUCCUAGAAGAAGCACUAAGAGUCGGCGUUCGGUUGACAAACCAAAAGACGGUGCACGUCAUCAAGAAGUCAGUUUAGAAAGAGAAGGAGGAAGAGUGAGCCACACUGAUCGAGGAAGUUUGCACUCGCAAAGACAAAUGGAAAUGACUCAGCAGGAGGGAAAACGAUCGUCUGCAGCUUCCUUCGUGCCACUUGAAGCAUCCGUUAAGCAAACUAAUGAACGUGAAACACUCGACAGACUGGCACGUGGAUCAAAUGAGCUUUUGAACAGUUUGAAGAACGGUAUCAAUUCUCUAAGAUCAGGUGUACAGCCUGUCACAGCUCAGUCAGCAAUACCUGAGAACGUUGAAAUAUUGAGCUCACUCCCAGUUUCCCAGAAUGGCUCCGUACGAUCGUUUGUGAUGGGAGAUAUGCUUCGUCGCCUUACGGUGGCUCGUGAGAUACUGACUCGAGAGCAGCAAGCGGGAUUCCGGCUUGGUAGGGGUUGUGUCGACCAAAUCUUCACACUGCGUCAGGUGCUAGAACAACGCCAUACGUAUAAGCGACCCACGAUUCUAGUAUUCCUGGAUUUCCGAGGCGCAUUCGACUCGGUUGACCGGCCCGAAAGUACUUCUACAUGGGUUUGCUUUCUUUUAUAUCAGUCUGGUGAAUCAACUCCAAAUGACCAUGAACGCAAAUCGGGAAACUCCACGCCAAAAUCUGCCACACUAAAGUCACAACCGCCGAUCACAUCGUUCUUAAAUGAACAUCCAAGCUCACCUCACACAACGCCAGGUCAUUCUCAACGGUCGCUAAAGACUGAGGCAACUGGCCCAUUGCCUGCAACACCGAAAAAUUCCUUACGGACUGAGGCAACUGGCCCAUUGCCUGCAACACCGAAAAAUUCCUUACGGUCCACCCAUCCGAGUUCUAAGGGACAGACAUCCAAGUCCGAUCAGCUAAUUCCCAAAGAAGAGUUGUCCAAAUCUUUAGCAUCCUCCCCAAGAACAAAUACAGUAAAGUCCCACCCGCCAAGUGCGAAAACCUCUUUUGGAAUAGCUACACCCUUCAGAAGUCCACGAACUUCAUUGCAGCAAAUCUCGGGGAAAAUAACUGAGAAUGUCACCCCUAGAAGUACAGGCACACCGCGAGAAACACUAGAGUCAGGAUCCUCCCCACCAAGGCCAUCCGCUCUGAAGUCAAGCCAGAUGUGGCGUGGAGAAUCGACGCCAACAGUAGUAUCAGCGAAGAAUUCGUUUAACGAUGGUACAGCCCUCAAACCUCCCAUGGAUACGGACGCUCUACCGGCGGUGAAAAGGUUGAGUGAGGAUAGUAUGGCCGGUUUUGAUGCAAUGGAACCAUUCGUGCUCAGUGUUGCAGGAAUAUGCGACGCAAAUGAUCAAAAUUACUUCCCACUACAAGAAAGGAUCGCCUAUUUGGAAAGCAAAUUAAUCGAUCUGACAAUCCAACAUCACGCACUGGAACAUGAACAUCGUCUGGUGAACCAAAGUCACAAGUUGCUAGAUGAGAACAUAAAAAAUGCCAAUUUGGUGGCACGGGAUCAGGUGGUUUUUGAAAAUUUGAAGUUCAAUUACGAACUUGUCUCUACAGAAUUACAAGAAGCCAGACGACUAAUCAAAGAAUUGCGUCAGUUGGGGUGGGAGAAUCUGCCGCAGCGUACGCUUCAUGAGUGCAAAAAGGCGCAUGAAUACGGCGAAGAAAUGAGGCGACAGAGAGACAUUGCUUUGCACGAACAUUCUGCCGCCAAAGGAAUAGCGGUUGAAGCGCUUAAACAGGUUCAGGUUUUAAAACGCUCAAUUGAAGACCACAAAAAAUUGGCAGACCACUUGAUGCGUCGUGAAGAGGAAAUCAAAGAAAAAUACAUGCAGUCUUUGGAGCAGGUCAAUCAAGAAUGGCAACAAAAAUUAUUUACGCGUCAUAUACGAGAUAACCGAAGACAAAGGCAUCUCCUGUAUAUGCUGGAAGAAGAACGAGAACUGACUGAAGACAGAGAUCCACAAGAACUGGAAGAUAUUAGAUUCCGAGCUCAUUUGGUCUUCCGUUACCCCACCUUAGCAGACUGUAUGGAGGAUGCCAUAGUCAAUGAGGGAAAGGAUCUCGGAGUUCCAGCUGAUCCGGGGCAUGACAAAAUUUGGCACAUUUCAUCUAAAAUUUCUCCUACUGAAAGGCCGGUUUCUGAAAUGAUCCGAUCAACGAUCGCAUCAAAGAGAACCACUGUUGCCCGUGCUUUCUCUCGUUUGGGUAGAUUUUCCGGACGACCCACUUUGGAUAUUGGCGAAUCGACCAGCACAAUUUGGGGCGACGAAACUGAACACCGAGUUGAGGCACCUAUCACCGAUGCCGAAAGGCUUUCUUGGGAGCACUUCAGAACACAGAUGAAUCAAAAAUUGAGAGAGAAAGAAGAAGAAGUGUCAAAAUGGAGAAAACUGGCGAAAGAUUUGGAAAAUGAGUUAGAAGAGUUGAAACAGAAAACGCUGACCGAGGUGCAAAUGGAAGAGGAAAUCAGAGCCUUGAAUGAAGAGAACGCAAUUCUGGUGGAACAUUACUUAGCGGAGAUGGUUCUGCGAAAAAAGUAUUUGAAUGUGAUUCAAGAUUUGAAGGGGAAAAUCCGGGUGUUCUGUCGAAUCCGACCGGCAGCGCUAACAGAAGUCACCAGAAAAAACCCCAUUGUCGUUUAUACUCCAGAUAAGCAUACUGCCCUGGUGAAAGUUUCCAGAGGACUGAAGGUUUUUCAGUUUGAUCGAGUCUUUGGUCCCAACGCAACACAGGAGGAUCUGUUCGAGGAAACCACAAAUCUUGUCCAAUCUGUGAUCGAUGGGUACAAUGUUUGCAUAUUUGCCUAUGGUGAGACGGGCAGUGGUAAGACGUACACUUUGGCCGGGGAUAGGGAACAUCCUGGGUUGGUCUUUCACUGCGUUGACUAUUUGUUUGAGCUUCUGGAUGACCCAUUAUUCAGACUUAUUUUACUGCCAUUAUGUGUUGGAUGGGUGUUGGCAGGACGUGGAGAAGUCUACUGUGGCGAGGACAACUGCUACGAUUCGCUCCAAGUCAGUGAAGACGAUGACCAGACCUUUAUCCGCAAAUCUUAUCGAAAAUCGGCUCGUGAGCACCAUCCGGACAGACAACAAACUCCCAACGCCAAAGCAGAGGUGGAAUUAAAUCUACACAAGGGGUGGAGGCAGUCUAUAGCUAACCUUUCAGUAUUGGUCCUAUCCCUUGAAUGGGUGGAUUGCAAUACCUUAUUAAUCUGUUCUUGUUUUUACUUUGCUGCACACGUGCACAGAACAAAAUCCUAUUCGGAUGUCAGCGUUUCGAUAAUGGAAAUGUACGACGAAAAGAUACUCGACCUUUUGAUUGAUUAUGGAGCAUAUGAAGACCUGCCAAUCCAACCAGACAACAAUGGUGUUAUGUGUGUUGAAGGUGUUGUGCAAAAACAGGCUACCUGUGCCGCCGAACUUUACGAACUCUAUCAACGGGCAUGGCACAACCGACGCAUGGCAGAAACAAGGCUGGAGCACAAUAGCACAAGGUCCCAUUUCAUCCUCAGCAUCAUGGUGAUGGUCACAAACAAAGUAACAAAAACCACCUACCGCGGCAAGUUGACUGCUAUCGAUAUGGCUGGCAGUGAACGGACGACAACGACAGGAUCGACUGGUGAAUCCCUGAAGUUUAAAGUCCAUUUUGUAUACGAGAGAAAUAACGAUCCGGCAGAUAGGUUUUACCAGGAUAGUGCCCCUGAGUAUGCUAUGUGGACACCAUCAACAAACGGAGUUGGUGAAAUAUUGGUAGCUCGGGAGACAGAUCAAUCCUUGGUCGCACUCGGUGAUGUCAUCACUUCCCUAACGCUGUCCCAGCCAUAUGUCCCCUACGAAAGUAGCAAACUGACAAAACUGAUGCAGGAUUCCUUGGGUGGAAACGCGAAAACACUUAUGAUCACCACCGUAAACGAAACGGAGGCUAAAAUGCCAGAAACGAUAAAUUCUUUGAACUACGGUAGCCGUUUGAAGACAGUGGAUAAUCAAGCCAAUCCAACUUCUAAUAGCGAGCAGGUGGCGAAACUAAAGGUGAUGACGGAAAAAUUGAAAAAGGGUGAACCAGAACCAUGUUAAUUGAAAAUUACAUUGCCACUUCGUAUGUUCUUUGUUUC